Molecule: messenger RNA, 206 nt
Organism: Paramecium sonneborni
Lineage: Eukaryota; Ciliophora; Oligohymenophorea; Peniculida; Parameciidae
Source: the annotation of a GenBank genome assembly
AUGAGAUAAAAUCAAUUAUUUCAGCAAAGGAGAUUGGCCAUUCACAAUUAUGCAGAAAUAAUGCAAUAACUCAAAAGGUCUUGGAUAUAGAAUUCAUCUUAUUUUCAAGAAAGUAAACCGUAUAAUUAUUAUGUGUAGAUAAUUUUAAAGAUAAACUCCUUUAAGCUCUAAGAAUUUAUUAAUAUUUGCUCAAAACCAAAUGCUGA